Messenger RNA from Penicillium subrubescens, 384 nucleotides. RefSeq lists its product as uncharacterized. NCBI's taxonomy places the organism in Eukaryota, Fungi, Ascomycota, Eurotiomycetes, Eurotiales, Aspergillaceae. The record is from RefSeq and is a predicted model, not a curated record. Bases 1 to 384 code for a protein of 127 amino acids. The transcript has a single exon.
AUGUCGGAACAACGCGACAUGUUUGAAACACACACAGCAUCAGAGCUGGCGACCCACGAGGUACAAAUCUCUGCCUGUUUUGCCAUCAAAGGUCUCCCUGUUUGCAAAGUCCAGACAUAUGCAGAGAAGCAGCCGAGUAUCGAAGAACCCGGUUUCAGGGCGUAUGAUCUACGGACUCCAAUUUUCCAUAUCAGCCGUGCAGGAUCCAGGAGGGAGGCGAAAGAACCGCCUUCCCUAAUCCUGAAAGCCCUUAGCCGUGAGAUAGCAGCAGGCGUCUAUUGUCUGGGCUACAUGAUCCACUGUCCACUUCCCUUCAACCCGUACUACCCAUUGACCUUUGAGGCUGAUCCCGACGACCAUUGUUUACAGUCACGGGGCGGUUAA